GCCUUUAGCACCAAAGCUCCAGUUACCCUGAGGCUAAACUUGCAGCUCCAGCAGCGGGUCCGUUAAUCGCUGGCCCAGCGCUUGCCCACCUCCUGAGCCGUUGCCCAAGCCGGUUGCCCGCCGAGUUUAGCUUUGGACAGACCGAUCCACCGAGUUUAGCUUUGGACCGACCCAUCCAUUUGCUCACGUUCUAGAAGUGCACACUUGAGGGGGUGGAGGAGGAGAAGGGAACCGGGCAUCGAGCUCCAGUUUGCAAAGUGCACUCCCUCCUCUCCAUGCACCUGCCGGGCUGCGCGCCAGCCAUGGCGGACGGGAGCUUCUCGCUCGCUGGCCACCUGCUCCGCAGCCCGGGCGGGAGCACGUCGCGUUUGCACAGCAUCGAAGCCAUCCUGGGCUUUACCAAGGAAGACGGCAUCCUAGACACCUUUCCUGCAGAGAGGAGCUCCAGGAGCUCGAAAGAGCGGGAUCCCAGGCUGGGCGCGCAGCCUGCCUGCCCCAAGGCGCCAGCCGGAGGCUCCGAGUCUUCCCCACCAGCAGCCCCGGGAUUCGUCCCGGAGUACGAAGCUACUAGGCCCUGCUACCCCAAGGAGCAAGGAGAAGCACGUCCGAGCCCAGGACUCUCGGUUGGGCCAGCAGCAGGCGACUCGAAGCUGUCGGAGGAGGAACCUCCCAAGAAGAAGCAUCGACGCAACCGCACGACGUUCACCACUUACCAACUGCACGAGCUGGAGCGCGCCUUCGAGAAGUCCCACUACCCCGACGUGUACAGCCGCGAAGAGCUGGCCGGCAAGGUUAACCUACCCGAGGUUCGGGUCCAGGUAUGGUUCCAGAACCGACGGGCUAAGUGGAGGCGCCAGGAGAAACUGGAAGUGUCGUCCAUGAAGCUGCAGGAUUCUCCCCUCCUCUCCUUCAGCCGCUCCCCGCCUUCCUCGGCACUGGCCCCGCUGGGAACCGGCCCGGGCAGCGGGAGCGGACCUCCGGGGAGCGCCCUGCCGCUGGAGCCGUGGCUUGGGCCACCGCUGCCCGGAGGAGGCGCCACAGCGCUGCAGAGCCUGCCGGGAUUCGGGCCGCCGGGGCAGGGUCUCCCGGCCAGCUACACGCCACCACCGCCCUUCCUGAACUCCGCGCCCCUGGGUCCAGGUCUGCAGCAGCUCGGGCCACCGCCCGCGUACCCCUGCGCGCCGGCAUUCGGGGACAAGUUCUCGCUGGAAGAGGCGUACCCGCGCAACAGCAGCAUCGCCGCUCUGCGCCUGAAGGCCAAAGAGCACAUCCAGGCCAUCGGAAAGCCCUGGCAAGCCCUCUAGAGGCGCUGCGGAGUUGCUGCGAGCCCUGUGUGCACCCAGCCCAGCCUGGUGGCCGAACUUUUCUUUGCUAGCCCUGCUGCAAGCCGCCAGCCAGCCUUGGGCGGGACACUCGCGCCUACUCUUCGAAAGAGGCCAAACGGAAAUUCAGCCUCGCUGUCAGAGGGACAAACUGCGGGUCCCGCUGUCCACACCGCUCCUAGCUGCUCCCAUAAGCAUCAGCGCCUAUCAUCGGGAAGGACCAAGGAUCUUGACCUGGGAUGUUCCGGACGGCAGGAAUGGGGAGUGAGAAAAAUAGGUUGAAGAAACUUUGUAAAGUUAGUUUAAAGUAUUUUGGAGGAAAAUUAAAGAUUUGUUUGUUGCCCGGC
This is a messenger RNA of Mus musculus (house mouse), 1669 nucleotides long. It is a transcript of the gene Rax, whose product is annotated as retina and anterior neural fold homeobox. The record is from RefSeq and is marked validated. Gene Ontology annotation, molecular function: DNA binding; RNA polymerase II cis-regulatory region sequence-specific DNA binding; DNA-binding transcription activator activity, RNA polymerase II-specific. Gene Ontology annotation, cellular component: nucleus. Lineage: Eukaryota; Metazoa; Chordata; Mammalia; Rodentia; Muridae. The transcript is spliced from 3 exons. The coding region runs from base 276 to 1304 and encodes 342 amino acids. Gene Ontology annotation, biological process: positive regulation of transcription by RNA polymerase II; regulation of DNA-templated transcription.